Molecule: messenger RNA, 3985 nt
Organism: Ornithodoros turicata
Lineage: Eukaryota; Metazoa; Arthropoda; Arachnida; Ixodida; Argasidae
Product: phosphatase and actin regulator 1-like
Exons: 13
Coding region: 277-2022 (581 amino acids)
Biological process (GO): actin cytoskeleton organization
Molecular function (GO): actin binding
Source: RefSeq, a predicted model, not a curated record
GGAUUGGUGUAGUGCGGUUCUUGUUGGCCAUUGUUUCCUCGCCGUCGGCGAUUACGUCUUUUCUUCGGAAUGUGUGCUCAGUCUUCACUAUUGUGUCAUUGUCGUCACAGAGCUGACGUGUGAAAGUUGUUUGCGGGCAGUGUAUGCUUUCAGAAGUGUCGUCUGCUACUUUGCAAGGAGCCUCGCGGGUGUUGGUGGUGAUUUGAGCCCAGUGUCGUUUUCCCAUUCGGUGCAACCAUUUCGAAGUUAGUGUUUCCCAAGCGUUCCACUUCCUACAUGCUGGUGCAGCUGUCACCGGUUUCGGAGGAACGACCGCCCCCUGGCCCGCCAUGGUACCACGGGCAAAGGUGCACCAAUAGUAACAUGAGGACAGGUUCCCUUGGCUCUAAUUCACGCGUGCCCAUCUCGGGAGGGAGCACAGGCAGCAUGGAAGUGAGCAAACAUGCCAGUAGGCUAGCUGCCCUGAGUCGCCUCUUCAAGCCCUGGAAGUGGAAGCGGAAACGGAAAAGCGACAAGUUUGAGCAGACCUCACGCACCCUCGAGCGCAAGAUUUCCAUGCGUUCCACGAAAGAAGAGCUCAUUCAGCGUGGUGUGUUGCUUUCUGAGCGUGACCUCAGCAGCCCAACUCAGAAAGACAUUGCAUUCCCCUCCCCCACACAAGCCAAUGGGAAACUAUCCGUUGACGAGUCAGAUCAUUGUGCCCAAACUGUGAUAGCUUCAGAGCAGGAUGAGAGCACUGCAGGACCAACGACUGCAGCACCGGCUAUCCUGCUAGACAUGAGCUCACUCCACUUUUCCGAAGUGCCACCGGCGGCAGGGGGAGAACCUGUGGACCACCUGACGCUUUCUACGUUGCCCGAUCCCCCCAUUGCUGUUAGCGACAUCGGUCCCAUUCCUCCUCCCCCGAUGUUUUCUAAUCCCUCUCCCACGUUGGGGCUCAAAUUUGCAGAAGUGGCGUCCAGUCUCAACCUGCGGUUCGCUCAGAUGGCGGAGAGAAACCGUCAACUGGCUGCGCAGGCAGCUGCCACGCCUCACCAGGAACCUCACCAGGACACGCCCAGUGACGACGAUGAAGAAGACGAACCUGUGGACGACGGGCGCUUCGCCAAGGCUGUCUCUCCGCAGGUGGUGCGCAGGUCCACGGGGGGCCCCGCAGGAGCGCAGGAGGCAGGAGACACAGCUCUGGUGGAGGAGAUUCCCGCAAAGGAGCCUCCGCAGUGCACAGCAGUGCCGCUGAAGAGUGCGUUGAAGAAGCACCAGGCAAAUGGCGCACCAGUGGCAUCGGGGGUACGCAUAGCACCCAACAGGUUGCGAGUAGCCAAGGUGCAACUGCCGCCUGGUGGCAUCGGCACCCCUCAGUACCCGCUGCCUCCACCGACGAUAACGCUUCAGCAAGACAACAAGGAGAACAGCCGGCCUGCUGCCUACGACUCCGACUCUGACUCUGACGACGGUCCCAUCAACUGGAGGGACUAUUACGGAGACGACGAACAAGGGGUUUCCCGUUCUGACGCAGGACGUCUGGCUGCGAAGAUUGCACGCAAGGAUUCUCUGGCGCUCAAGCUGUCUCAGCGUCCUGACCGACAGGAGCUCAUCGACAAGAACAUUCUGAAGGUGCAAUCUGACAAAGAGAGACAGGAAUCAAGGGAGGCUGUCGGGAAUAAGUUGAUCAGGAGGUUAAGUUUGCGACCGACUGCGGAGGAACUAGAGCAGAGGAACAUUCUCAAAUUUCAAACUGUGGAGGAAUUGAAGAAGGAGAAAGAGCAGAAGAAAAAGGUUCUCAUCAGAAAGCUGAGCUUCCGACCAACAAUAGAGGAACUCAAGGAGAGGAAGAUAAUCCGCUUCAACGACUACGUGGAGGUGACGCAGGCUCAGGAAUACGACCGUCGGGCGGACAAACCGUGGACGCGGCUCACGCCCAAGGAUAAGGCAGCCAUUCGGAAGGAGCUCAAUGAGUUCAAGAGCAUGGAGAUGGAAGUCCACGAGGACAGCAGACACCUUACCAGGUUCCACCGGCCAUGAAAAAAGAGUCCUUGGAAAUCUUCGAAGGUGCAGUCACUGCCGUUGGUAAGCUUGCUCACUUCUAAAGAGAACUGGGCCCAUACGAAGCAACGAGCGACCCCUCCUUCCCUGCCUCGCACAUUGUUUGAAACAGUCGUUCCGCUCCCAACGACAAACCCCCCCUGCUUCUUCAACGAAGCCCCAACGGUUGGAGGACCAUACGAGGCGCUGGUCGUCACUCGACUGGGGUGCCCAGCGCGAGGCAUUGUGGCGCCCUCUGUCUCGAUGAAGGGUAGGCUGCAAAACUCUACUCCCUCAACAUCACCUCCCCGCCUCGCCUCGCCUCGCCUCAGAGCUGGAGAGCGACCGAGCAACAAACCCUGUGUGUGUCCGUGUGUGUCCACGUGUCUUUUUUUUUGUUUCGACUGUUUUUGGCAGCACCUGCAUCGAACCUUCACAAGGUGCAAGAACGUUUCAUCGCCAGGAAAGUAUUUUUUUGCGCAUCCAUUAACUUUUUUUUUUCUUUUCUUUUUUGUUUCUUGCUCCUGCUGUUAAUUGUUGCAAGUGGAGCACAGAGAGGGAGAAAGAAAAAAAGAAAGUAACGAAAAGUGAAAAAAAAAAAAACACCGUUUUUUGCGAGUGCCUUUGUUAGAAAUGGUGCACAGCGAGUAUUUUGUGUUGUGCACGUAUUGCCUAGUAUUUCUUUGUUACCCCCCCCUGGCAGUCGUGCAUCGUAUGACUGAUCCGCCGUACAAACCUGGACUACCAGUAAGACUUAUCCGCAAUUUCCCAAACCACUAUAGAAAAAAAAAUUGCGGAAAGAAAAAAAAAAAGUGCUCAAAUUUUGCGGCACUUUAAGGAUGUGGGCUUUGUAACUGGCUCCUACAGCUUGUGAUUGUCAAAGGAAAAGCUUGCAUCUGCUCUGAUGCCCAGGUGACUUUAGGGGUGUCUUCCCCUGCAACUAAGUGUCCCAUAACUUCAGACAAUACUGUGGUCCCCCUGAUGUUGAAAGGUGUGUUGGCAGAGCUGUAUGAAGAUUCCCAUUAUUAGUGAUCCCACCCUGUAUUAUUGCCUUUAGAGGACGAAAUGAAAAUAUUGAUAAUGUACUUGAAACAGUGCUGCCAUGGUCAAGUGCUGUGGUUUUGGGCUGUCGCAUGGUUCAUUGGGUGACUCUAUUUCUCGGAGUGUUCAUUUCUUUCUUUUUCUUCUUUUUUUUUUAUGGGGGGGGGGGUCCAUUGUUAUAUUGUUUGACAGCAUCCUACACAUUCUUUAGGGAUACUUAGUGACUAUGCAAGUGAAUGCCAGUGGUAAAAAGAGGUGCUGUGCUUCCACAAUGCUGAGUGCUCCUAACUAUACAAGGUGUCUCAACCAAAGUGCACUGAGGUUUAGAAACACAGUGCCCAGUAUUUUUUUUUAUUGCAGUGUAUAUUAUUUGGUGCACCCGGUAGAAUGGGUGCUUAGCAUUGUGGAAGCAUAGUGAGCUGGUUCUAAGAAAACUCUGACGUAGUGCUGCAAAAUGAUCAAUACAAUAAGAGUUUUUUUUGUUUUGUUUUUGGGAAUGACUUAUGCAGACCUGUUAUAUGCAUAUCAACACAUUUGUACAAAAGACUACCGCUGACAGGAGACCGAAUAGGGGUACGUGCAUGAGCAUGUAGCACUUGUACAGUUGUAACAUUUUUUUAGCAUUUGGACAUGCCAAAGCUUGUACAUACUUUUGUUUUCCGCAUCGUUAGCACUGUCCUGUACAUAGGUUGGCGCCUUGCAAUCUGUACAUAGGUUUUGUAUAUGGUUUGCUUGUUCAGUGAAGAGGUCAGGCUUGGGGAUUUUUUUUUUUUAGCAAAAUGUUUUAAGCAUGUGAGACUAUUUAUUUUUUAGCAGACGUUUGUUGCAGUUGUUCAAGCCUGUUCUUUGCUUGUAGCUGCGCCUGUACAUUCAUUUGGUAGGUACAAAAGAAAAGAACAAAUAAAUGCUAAAUCAAAAAGUC